AAUUAUUUUUUGUAUUAAUUCUUAACAACAUACUUCUCUGUUCUGUUGUUCUGAUUUAUUCUGUUUGUUGUGUACUGUCUGCAUUGUAUGGGGUUGUCUGCUGUGCUCUGUAUGUCCCGAGCGAUCAGGGUGAAUACGAAUCCCAAAGUACACGUACAGUAUUAUGGCAAUAAAGUCCUCUACUCCUCUGCUGUCGAGAGUCAGCUCGGGGGGCGAAGUGCCCGCGAGGGGGCGCGCCGAGCUCGAGGACGUGCCGGCUGUCCCGCGAGCUGCAGCGCGUGGUUUGUGCGGAUCUUGCGAGCAGACGACAUUCCCGCUCGCUCGGCAGCGUGUCCGUGACUGUGGAUCCGUCCCGACACGGCAUGUCUGCAGGAGACAUCUUGCAGUUUCAUCGCAAAAGGCGAGCAGCGGUUAACACGUUUCAAAGCCUGAUUUACGGCUUCUCACGGACACCUGCCGGUCUUCUUUCCGCGCCUCGAAAGCUUGAGUAACUUCGGCGGAGGAGCGGUCUGGAAAAGUGAGGAAGACUGGAGGAAACGGGGGCUUCGCCCGUUGUCCUCUGUCGUGAAGCGCGGAGUAUGGGAGAAGUACGAGCUUUCCAUCCAGCGUGCAGGCUGUCGAAGCUCCGCGGUCUCCGACUCACGGGCAGACGGCUCUCACGUUGGCCCGGGAAGCUCAUUUGUCGGUAAUAAGGAUGCGCCGUGCCGCAGAGCCAAGAUGGGAUCAGUUUCACCCCCCACCCCCCCCUCACGAAACCCCCCUCCCUGCAGGUAGGCGAGCGUCAGGACUGAGCUUCCGCCGGACCAGAGCGCAGGUCCGAGCGGCUGUGGAGCACUCGUCUGUGUGUUUCUGAGCGCUCUCCGUCCGGGUCGUCGUCAUGAACCGGAGAGUGGGGUUCUGUCUGAGCGACAAGAAGAGGAAGAGGAUGAAUCUGGCGGCGUUCGCCGAGCUGUGUCAGACCCGGGGUAUCGAAGUAGUGGAGAUAGACCUGAGCCAGCCCCUGGACCUGCAGGGACCCUUCAGCAUCAUUGUGCACAAGCUGUCGGACGUCAUCGUGGAGGCAGAGCACAGCAGCCAGUCGCAGGAGCUCCUGGCAAACUUUGAGAAGCAUGUCGCUGCGCACCCCCUCACAGUGCUGCUGGACCCUCUUCCAGCCAUGAGGCAGCUCCUUGACCGCUUCGUCUCCUACCACAUCAUGAACCGGCUGCACGACGUCAUGGCCGACCCCCGUAUCUGCAGCCCCCCCUACCUGGAGAUCAGCACUGCGGACCAGAGGGAAAUCAGGGAUGCUGUUGCCAAGCAACAACUCAGCUACCCUCUGAUUUCCAAAACGAGAGUGGCUCACGGAUCGCGUUCUCAUGAAAUGGCCCUGAUCUUCGGGGAGGACGGCCUGUGUGACGCCCGCCCGCCCUGCGUGCUGCAGAGCUUCGUCAACCACGGCGCCGUGCUGCACAAGGUGUUUGUGGUGGGACAGUCGCACUUCACCGUGGAGAGGCCAUCCCUCAAGAACUUCCCCAUGGGGCCUUGCGACAGGAAGACUAUCUUCUUCAACAGCCAUGAGGUGUCCAAGCCAGAGUCCAGCUCUCACCUCACUGCGCUGGAUGAAGGGACUGCCCUGCCUCGCCCCCCCAGCGAUGAGGUCAUCAGCGCAAUGGUGACAGAGCUGAGGGCGGAGCUGGGCAUGUCCCUGUUUGGAGUAGACGUGAUAGUGAACAACGAGACGGAGAGGCUCACCGUCAUUGACAUCAACAUCUUCCCCAGCUACGAAGGAGUUCCUCAGUUUUUCUCAGCUCUUCUCGCCCACAUUGAGGCUGUGCUGGGGAGCACGGGCAGCGGCCUGUGACGCCAGGGACUCGCCUGGGCAGCCACCCCAGCUGUGCUGCAUCCUCCUUGGCCAAACAGGACCCUUGGCGUCCCCCCUUCGACCCGGCAGCAGUUCCAGCCUUGCAGCUCCAUAUCUGAUGAUGGAACUUUUUUCACAGCAGAAGAGGUCAAGCUUGCUUGGGCACAUUUUGUUGUGUUUCACAUUGGAGUGCUCUAACAGGCUCUACAGUUGUGUAGUGUAGUGUCUCUGCAGUGCUGUGCUAGUCUUUCCGGUGCUUUGCUAACCUCCCAAGUGCUUUCCUGUUCUCCCCAUGACUGUACUAGUCUUCCAUGUUCCCUGCUACAGUAGUUUCCUCAUUGCUUUACUGCUCUCUGUAGGCAGUUGCAA
This is a messenger RNA of Lepisosteus oculatus (spotted gar), 2212 nucleotides long. Its product is annotated as inositol-tetrakisphosphate 1-kinase-like. Lineage: Eukaryota; Metazoa; Chordata; Actinopteri; Semionotiformes; Lepisosteidae. Gene Ontology annotation, biological process: inositol trisphosphate metabolic process. The record is from RefSeq and is a predicted model, not a curated record. Gene Ontology annotation, molecular function: inositol-1,3,4-trisphosphate 5-kinase activity; magnesium ion binding; ATP binding. Gene Ontology annotation, cellular component: cytoplasm.